AUGAUCUGUACCUCCGUUGUUUGUGGUAAAGAAACCACAAGUAACUUGAAAUGUCCUGUUUGUCUUAAACAAGGCAUUGAAAGUGUUUUCUGUGAUCAAACCUGUUUCCGUACCAGUUGGUCUCAACAUAAAUUCAUUCAUCCACAAGAAGAUGACCAACCUUACAAUCCAUUCCCAAGUUUCAAUUAUCGUGGUGAUCUUAGACCUACCUAUCCUUUAAGUGCCCGUAGAGCCAUCCCCAAACAUAUAAAGCUCCCUGAUUACGCCAAGGACGGUAAACCAAUCAGUGAAAUCAAAAAUGACAGAUUAGGUAAAAUUCCUACCUUGAGCCCUAAAGAGAUAGAUAAGAUCAGAAAAGUUGGUAAGAUUUCUAGAGAAAUUUUAGAUAUUGUUGCUGGUCACGUGAAACCGGGUGUUACAACUGAUGAAUUAGAUGCUAUAUUACACAAAGAAUGUAUCAAAAGAAAUUGUUAUCCAUCACCUUUGAAUUAUUACAAUUUCCCUAAAAGUUUCUGUACUUCAAUCAAUGAAAUCAUUUGUCACGGUAUUCCUGACCAGACGCCAUUAAAAGAUGGUGAUAUCGUUAAUUUAGACGUAUCCAUCUAUUACCUUGGGUUCCAUUCGGAUUUAAACGAAACCUAUUAUGUGGGAGAUAAAGCUAAAGCUAAUCCAGAAUUAGUCAGAUUAGUUGAAACCACUCGUGAAGCUCUUGAUUUGGCUAUAGCCGCCGUUAAACCAGGUUUAGCGUUUAGAGAAAUCGGUAAUAUUAUUGAAGCUCAUGCUACUAAAAAUAAUGUUUCUGUGGUUAAAACUUAUUGUGGUCAUGGUACAAAUACAUUAUUUCAUUGUCAACCUAAUAUUCCUCAUUAUGCUAAAAAUAAAGCUAUUGGGAUUGCAAAACCAGGUAUGGUGUUCACCAUUGAACCUAUGUUGAAUUUAGGUACAUAUAAAGAUAUUACAUGGCCAGAUAAUUGGACAUCUUCUACUCAAGAUGGGAAAGCUUCAGCUCAAUUUGAACAUAUGAUGUUGGUCACUGAAGACGGUUGUGAAGUUUUGACAGCCAGGACGGCAACUUCACCUGGAGGACCAGUAGCUAGAAUAUAA
Messenger RNA from Yamadazyma jaroonii, 1104 nucleotides. Lineage: Eukaryota; Fungi; Ascomycota; Pichiomycetes; Serinales; Debaryomycetaceae. The record is from the annotation of a GenBank genome assembly.